Paramuricea clavata is the source of this 649-nucleotide messenger RNA. The record is from the annotation of a GenBank genome assembly. NCBI's taxonomy places the organism in Eukaryota, Metazoa, Cnidaria, Anthozoa, Malacalcyonacea, Plexauridae.
AUGGUGGAAGAGCAGGCAGAGCCUCAACCACUGCAGCAACCGGCUGUACAGAUCAUGCAAUCUGUAACAAUAACUCCAAUGCCAGAAUUUUGCCCAGAUGCAAAAAUCGGAACAAGCCUUUCGACAAGAUGGAACAAUUGGCAGUCAGACUUCGAAAUGUAUAUAACCGCAAGUGGAAUAACGGAUCCAAAGCGAAAACGUGCACUCUUGCUAUAUCAAGCCGGACCGAGAGUUCGCGAGAUUUUUAAACAAAUCCCCGAGACAGGAACUGAUACGGACUACGACAUCGCGAAACAGAAAUUAAAGGCUUACUUCGACCCUCAAAAGAAUCGGCGGUACGAAGUUUAUCGUUUUCGACAAACAACUCAAGAACACAAUGAGACAUUAGAUCAAUUUCACACCAGACUUAGAACAAUGUCAGAAACCUGUGAAUUCGCAGACGUUGAAUUUGAAAUCGAAGAACAAAUCAUUAUAGGCGGAAAUUCAUCAAAAAUACGAAAGCGAGCACUGCGUGAUCCUACAUUUGACUUAAAAUCAAUGCUUUUAGAAGGACGUCGUGACGAACAGAGCAAGUAUCAAGCUGAACAAAUUGAAUCUAAAGAACAAACUGACGGUGAGGCUAAUAAAUUAGAACAAAAACCUAAUAACG